This is a messenger RNA of Humulus lupulus (European hop), 1084 nucleotides long. RefSeq lists its product as uncharacterized. The coding region runs from base 214 to 759 and encodes 181 amino acids. The transcript has 2 exons. The record is from RefSeq and is a predicted model, not a curated record. Lineage: Eukaryota; Viridiplantae; Streptophyta; Magnoliopsida; Rosales; Cannabaceae.
ACAGGUGGCAGCCGACCCAGUCUUUGAUGAACCUUUCCCUUCUUCUUCCUUGCUCCUUCCUCACUCGUUUUCCCCUUGACCAAAAACUCACUCAUGUUUCUACAACAUAUUAUAUAUUAUAUGAUAUAUAUGUACAUAUAUACACAUAUGCAUUGUAGUAACCAACCAAAUUUUUAGAUAAAACUUGGAGAAAAACAUAAGAAAAAGACAUCAAUGGCGAAUCCACCAAAGGCAAAUACUGCAGGGUCUUGGAGAUGGUUCAAGAGUUUUCAAUACGACAAACAGCAAGACAAACCAGCCGAUGCCCGGAAUGUUCUUCUGGUGGUGGCGGCUCUCAUCACCGCCGUGACCUUCCAAGCAGGUGUCAACCCUCCCGGCGGCGUCUGGCAAGACAGUGAAGGAGGUCACACAGCCGGAAGAUCGAUCUACGCCACACACCAGAUUCCUUUCUAUGUUUUUCUCAUAUCAAACACUUUGGCUCUCUCCUCUGCCAUUUUGGUCAUAAUAUGCCUCACUUACAGGUUCCCUUUUCAUUUCGAGGUGUGGCUAGCCACAAUCUCCAUGAUCGUCACUUAUGGGUCGGCGGUAUUUGCAGUGACGCCUAAAGAGUCAGUGAAGUUUCGUUACAUUCUGUUUUCGGCUGCAGUGCCUGUUCUGGUAAGGCUUUUUUGGGAGGCCAUCAACAGAUGGGGACGUAAACUUCUCGGCCUGCUUCGGUCGAUGGCGACUACUUUCAGGUCAUAUUUUGGGAGAGAAUGAAGUGGAGAGAUUCUUCGUUUGGGUCAACUUUUGGUACUUUACCAUACCAUGUGCUUUUUGGAAGUGGGAAUGAGGUGUUUGACAUUUGUGAGUUGUGAGUGACUCGUAUGGUUUGUACGUACUGAUUGGAUUAGAGUACUUUAAGCAAAAAUGAUUUUCUGCCCGAGCUGGAUAUUAUCUGGGUUGAGUUUGGAUCAUCUUGUUGGUGAUUAGAAUGCAAUCCUGAGUAAACAAAACGAAUUGGCCAUGUAUAAAAGCUUAUUUGACUUGUAUACAAAAAUAAAAAAUAAAAAUUGCAGCUGAAAAAAGCGUUCCUUUCGCUUCA